Messenger RNA from Galeopterus variegatus (Sunda flying lemur), 655 nucleotides. RefSeq names its product complex I assembly factor TIMMDC1, mitochondrial-like. The record is from RefSeq and is a predicted model, not a curated record. Gene Ontology annotation, cellular component: mitochondrion. The coding region runs from base 1 to 438 and encodes 145 amino acids. The transcript is spliced from 4 exons. NCBI's taxonomy places the organism in Eukaryota, Metazoa, Chordata, Mammalia, Dermoptera, Cynocephalidae.
AUGCUAAAGGAAGUUCUUCAGGCUAAAAAAGAUGUGAUACAAGAUGCUAACUUGAAUCUGUACGAAGAGUUAAAGAGAACUAAUAAACAGCAGUUAUCUGUCACAGGAAGUCUUUUCAGAAUAAACUUAGGCCUGCGUGGCCUGGUGGCUGGUGGUAUAAUUGGAGCCUUGCUGGGCACUCCCAUAGGAAGCCUGUUGAUGGCACUCCAGAAGUACUGUGGUGAGACUGUUCAGGAGAGAAAACAGAAGGAUCGAAAGGUGCUCCAUGAGCUGAAAAUGGAAGAGUGGAAAGCCAGACUACAAAUUACUGAGAUCUUCCCUGAAGAAAUUGAAAGUAGCUUACAGAAAAAUCAAUAUGAGGAUGAUGUGAAGAAAAUUGAAGCACUGCUGGAUCUUCCUAGAAACGCUUCAACAAGGGAUACACAAGACAAAGACUGAAAAUGCUCUGGACUCAACACUCACUGGAGAGUUGAUAGGAGCCAUGUUGCCAUGUCUAUUGAAUGCCAGCAGUCAGGCCACUCUUUUGUCAGCCUGCUGACAAAUGUAAGCACUGGUACCUGUGGUGGCAGUCAUUUGCUCUUUUUUUUUUUUUAAACCAAGAAAGGGACUAUUGUACUGUCACUUUACUUAUCCUUAAAUUUAAAAAACACCCUUA